UCGGGCCGGGAGGAACGCACGGCAGCGAUGGCGGCUCUUGCGCUCCUGGUGAUCGGUGCGGUGGUGGGGGUGCAGGUUGGCGGCGCGUCGCCACUGGUUGGCGCGUCCUCCGCGUCUAUAGCUGAGGCGGCGACGUAUCUGGCGCGCUACGGCUACUCGUCUUCCAGCCCGAGCGAGGACCGGUCUGGUGCGCUCGUCACGCUCGCCAGCAACAUCGCUGAGUUCCAGCAGUUCGCCGGACUUGAAGUGACAGGUGAACUGAACGACGUCACGCUGGCCAAGAUGCGCCAGCCCCGCUGCGGAGUCAAGGACAAACUGGGGCCGAGCUACCGCGCGCGUCGCCGGAAGCGUUACGCCCUGCAAGGAAGUCGCUGGCGUGUUAAGAAUCUCAGCUACAAAAUCACGAGCUGGCCAAGCAAGCUGCAGGACGAGGAUGGAGUUAGAAAAGCAAUCAGGGAUUCCUUUCAGGCCUGGGAAGAUGUCUCUGCUCUGAAGUUCAAAGAGGUCGCUGCCACUGAGAAGGCAAACAUUGAAAUCAGGUUCGCUGCGGCUGACCACAGCGACGGCGAUCCGUUCGACGGGCCGGGCGGCACGCUGGCACACGCCUUCUUCCCCAUCUACGGAGGCGACGCGCACUUCGACGACGACGAGCAGUGGACAAUCAACCCACGCAGCCGGCGGGGCAUCGACCUCUUCAUGACGGCCGCGCACGAGUUCGGCCACAGCCUGGGCCUCUCGCACUCGUCCGACAAUCAGGCGCUGAUGGCACCCUUUUACAAACCACCCAGCCUCUCCCGCGACGUGAUCAAGGAGGACGACAUAUUGGCUAUUCAGGAGCUGUACGGAAAACCAGCCAGCAUCAAGCCGAAGGUGCCCGCUACGACAGGUGGAGGGGGAACCUCAAGGGACGAAGACAGCAUGACAAAGACUGAAGACGACAGCAUUCUCUGCACAGACAGCUCUGUCGAUGCCAUUUUUACCGUCCCGUCCAACAACCGCACCUACGUCUUCAAAGGAGAAAAUUACUGGCGAUUGACCGAUAAGGGUGUGGAGAAGGACUACCCAAGAAAGAUUGCGGAGGCAUGGGACGGUGCUCCGAACAAUGUUGACGCUGUUCUGACGUUGUCUGGCACUGCAAGGAUCUACUUUUUCAAGGGCUCCGAGUACUGGCGUAUGACAGGAUUUAAAAUGGACGCUGGAUAUCCCAAGAAGAUCUCGGCAGGCUUUAGAGGAAUCGAGGACAACGUGGCUGCCGUCUUCCAAUGGAUACCCAACGGAAAAGUAUACUUCUUCAAGGGCAACCGAUACUGGAGGUACGAUCCCAAGAGUGAGCCCGAGGUGGCCUCCGACUACCCACGACCCAUCAACACGUGGGACGGCAUACCGAACAACAUCGACAGUGUCAUGACGUACAAAAACAAGAGGACCUACUUCUUCAAAGGAAAUGAAUACUACCGAUUCGACGACAUCGACUUCAUGGUGGACGAUAGCUCCAUCCCGUACCCGCGCUCCGUGGCCGCCUACUGGUUCGGCUGCAGCAACCAGCCCUCCAACCUGGUCACGCCGUCCAGCGUCCGCGGCGACAUGGCCUCCGGCGAGGCCGACGGCGACGCCGGUAAAGAAGCCUAAAGGCUGACUCGUGUGCUUCCGCACACUUACAGGUACGAUUUUAUGUUUAAGCCGCACGUGCACCUGAACAUACGUUUGCACGGGAGAGAGCUUAACCCACGUAUUAUAGAAGAACCAGUGAAUGCGGCGCCGAUUUCCACGCACGGGCACGGGCCCCGGCCUCGAGGGCUACGAAGGUUCUGUGCUGUCAUCAAACUUUACUAUUAACAGCAUGACCUCUGCACAGCGGGCUGGGAAGGCUCGUGCCCAGACUUUCAGGAAUGUAGCAUUGCACCUGGGGCACUGCAUGGACGUGAACGAGUACCCUACCAUUAAUAACGAAAAUGAUGCAACCAACCCAUUUUGAGCCGUGCUUCCGAGGUAGAAAAGUAUUCCUUGCAUUCGUUGCACGCUUAACACUCGCGCACGUUUUUACAUGUACCUGUGCACUUACCAUUGUUUGACGGGAGGUGGUUAAUCUCGUUUGCGUUGAUUGUCUCAGCAAUGCACUAGCUUUUCUCUUUUCUUCGGCUUCUGUUUAAUCGUAUUGCAAUUUUGGUGCCGCCUUACGAGCGUUGUCGAAAACCAUCUUCAAAAUCGUGUCGAACCGACUGGGAGCGUCCAGUGAGGGCCGGACAUGGCCUUGCGAGGCGGGCAAUAUUUUUGCCCCGGUCCGUGCCCGCCGACUGUGGGGAUGUGGCCCCAGAACGCGUGGGGUGCGCUGGGGAGGCGACCGUGCCCGUGCCCGCUGACCGCGGGGUCCCCUGGGGAGG
Messenger RNA from Pollicipes pollicipes, 2381 nucleotides. Its product is annotated as matrix metalloproteinase-16. Gene Ontology annotation, molecular function: metalloendopeptidase activity; zinc ion binding. Gene Ontology annotation, biological process: collagen catabolic process; extracellular matrix organization; proteolysis. Lineage: Eukaryota; Metazoa; Arthropoda; Thecostraca; Pollicipedomorpha; Pollicipedidae. The record is from RefSeq and is a predicted model, not a curated record. The transcript is spliced from 9 exons. Gene Ontology annotation, cellular component: extracellular matrix. Bases 28 to 1629 code for a protein of 533 amino acids.